Rubroshorea leprosula is the source of this 385-nucleotide messenger RNA. The record is from the annotation of a GenBank genome assembly. Lineage: Eukaryota; Viridiplantae; Streptophyta; Magnoliopsida; Malvales; Dipterocarpaceae.
AUAAAAAGAGUCCUUACUCUCAACCUAUGUUACCCCCUCUAUUCGAUUCUUAGUCAUUAAAAUGGCAUCGUCCUUCAAUGUCAUUAUUGGUCGGUCCACACUGAUUGAGAUCCGAGUUUUGGUCUCUCAAUCUCACAUCUGUAUGAAGUUCCUUACCCCCAUGAGGAUAGCAACAUUACGAGUCAACCAGGAGGUGGUCAUGGGGGUUGAGGUACUUGAUAACAAAUCUGAAGAUGAAACUCGAGCUGCUCCAGUUGAAGAUGUCGAGGAAGUGUAGAUUAAUGAUAAAGAUCUGAAUAGAAAGACACAUCGGAACUCAAUUGAAUCUAGAAGAAAGAGGAAAACUAAUAGCUUUUCUUCGAGUUAAUAAAGACGUCUUUGCUUG